GCAACGAAGGAGGUUACCGAAACUGGCAAUUAGGUCGACGGGAGAAGCAAGGGAAGGAUGAAGGAAGACAUUGUAAGCUCGAAGCAGAACAUUUCUAAUGCCAAUGAUCCAUCACUACCCAAACCACCCUCGUCUCCUCCAACUCCUGCUGCCAGUUCUGUGGGCGCUUCGUCACCUGCUGCCCAAGCGAAUGAUGGUUCAUUCCCACAACGGACUGCUUUGAAUGGAUGGUCAAAUAUCUCAUGCAGGCCUUGGGAGAGAAGGGAUUUACUCAGGCGUCUUUCUUCCUUUAAGCUUACUGGCAAGGCUAAGGUUGCAGGAUCAUUGGCUUGUGCCAAGAGAGGCUGGGUGAAUAGUGAUGUUAAUAAGAUUGAGUGUGAGAUAUGUGGUGCGACAUUAGAUUUUACCUCAUCAGCUUCUGCUAUUAAUUUUGCUGAGGCUUCCAGUGAAGAAUUUUCUGAAGGGCUUGAUAGAGGACACAAUGUCACUUGUCCUUGGAGAGGCAACAGCUGUCCAGAAAGCCUGGUGCAUUUCCCUCCUACAUCACCUUCAGCUCUAAUUGGAGGUUUUAAGGAUCGGUGUGAUGCACUCUUGCAGUUCUACUCCCUCCCUGUUGUAUCUUCAUCUGCAGUUGAGCAGAUACGGCUUACACAUGGCCCUCAAAUUGAUUGCUUUCUUGCUCAAUUGCAAAUUCAGGCAGCUGGAGAUAUGGGCUCUAUUGGUUAUUCUGGAGAACAGAGUCUUCAUUCAUAUUCUUAUGCACAAAAGCUCAUAAGUCUCUGUGGAUGGGAGGCGAGGUGGCUUCCUAAUGUGCUUGACUGUGAAGAACAGUCUGCUGAAUCUGCCAAAAACGAUUACUGUUCUGAUCCAGCCAAAGGAUCUGCACAAUAUCCCACACCAAGCAGAAAGGAAUUUUCAGCAACAUCCAGGAAAGAUACGGGGGGCAAUGAAGUACUGGGUUCAGAAUUUAAUAGUGAGUCUAGGACACCUUUGCUAGAUUGUAGCUUGUGUGGGACCACAGUUAGAGUUUGGGAUUUUUUAACUGUUCCCUGUCCAGUUCAUCUUGCUCCCUGUAGUGCUGAUACCCCUCAACUGAGCAAAAAAAUGACAUCAACCCGUGGAUUGAGUGCAGCUAGUGGAAUCAAUGAAUGGGUUGCUGCUGAUGGUGUUGAAAAAGAGUGUAGUGAUGACCAUGACGAGGCCGCUACACCUGAUAAGAGACAACUUGUAUCCAAUAAAAGUCUAGAUGCAAAUCUGAAAGUGACCGAUGGGCUAUCUUGUUCCCAGGUGAACAUAAAUUUGGCGUCAGAUCAAGUGCCUGGUGCUGGUGAAGGAAGGUUUUCGAUGGUUAGGAGACCUUCUGGAAGUGAGGUUGGUGACCGGGCAGCUUCUUAUGAAUCACAAGGCCCAAAUACACGUAAACGUCAUCUAGAUGACGGUGGAAGUACAGUUGACAGACCACGUCCACACUGGCAGCAGGCAAACAGUGCUGAAGGCAUUAGUGUUGAUUGUGGUAAUAAUGAAGUCACCGGUGAUCAACAGUAUUCAGCAGGCCCUUGCAAGCGUGCCCGAGAUCCUAGUCUUUCAGAGAAAAUCCAAUUGUCAUGUAGGAGAGAUUCUUUUGGUGCAGUACCUAGCCAUUCAUUGGAUACCCAAAUAGAAGCAGAUGCAAGCACAGGUAAUCGAUUUCACCCAGAUAGGGAUAAUGUUGGCAUCCCAUGUACCAGGGAAUCCACACAUGCAUCUUCUAUUAUUGCAAUGGAUACUGUUUAUCACAAUUCAGAUGAUGAAUCAAUGGAAAGUGUUGAAAAUGUUCCUCUAGAUGUUAAUGAUGUCAGUUUCAACUCUGCUGGAUUGAAUGAAACUUCAGAAUUAAAUAGCAGCUACCAGGCCCAGAAUAGUGCCUGGUCCCAACCAGUAUUGGAAAGAGCAGGAGCUGAUGCAGGUGUUAGCAGUUCAAAUGCCUGUGGGGAAGUUUUGAACACGGACACAUUGACUACACCUGCUAGGGAUGGGCCUAGUUUUGGUAUUAGUGGGGGAAGUGUUGGCAUGGGCGCUAGCCAUGAAGCAGAAAUUCAUGGGACUGAUAUUUCAGUCCAUCGAGGUGAUAGUUUGGGUGAUGUCGAGCUAGAAGCUGAAGGAAUUGAGCAUCAGGGUCAGGCUGGUGAAUAUUUGCCUCAUGGACAAACUGGUGACUUUGUGCCUGAAGAAAUGAGUCAAGAAGAUCGUCAAGGGGAUAGUCAAGCAGUGGUGUCUCAAUCUACUGCGAGGACCGACAGUGGCUCAAAAUUUGUUUCAACUAAGGUUGAAUCUGUUGAAAGUGGUGAGAAGACUUGCAGUAGCAUGCAGGUGUUGGGUAAUGAAAAUGGUGCCCAUCCAUCUCUUUCUUGCAAUGCUAUUGUUUGUUCUGCCUAUGAAGCAUCGAAAGAAGAAGUUACUCAGACUGGGAAGGCAUCUCAUAUUGAUGACAAUGCAUGUGUUGAAUCAGGCUGUUUAGUUGCGGAUGAUAUGGGGACUCCUUAUAGGGACAAGAUUACUGGAGGAGUGGAGUUUGAUCCAAUUAAACAACACGAUGAAUAUUGUCCUUGGGUGAACAGGGACGUUGCAGCUGCAGGUUGUGCUGGUCCUAGCUCCUUUUCUGGCGUGGAUGCUGCAGCUCUUUGUGGGUGGCAGCUGACUUUGGAUGCCUUGGAUUCUUUCCUGUCUCUUGGACAUGUUCCAGUGCAAACUGUGGAGUCUGAGUCAGCAGCAUCUUUAUGCAAGAUUUAAUUCAAUUCAAGAUUGGGUUUGGGUAUUUUAAACGGUCAUAUCAAGUAAGAGCAAGUGACAAGAACAAUGGAAGACGGACAUUAGGAUGCGAGAAUUUGUGAAAGCAGUUGAAAGUUAAACUGCUAUUACUUGUCUGAAUCUGAUUAUACUAGGACUUCUUAUUUUUAGAAUGACGUUCCAGUCAAGAUGUCAAAGAUGUAGGAUUAGUUAUUUGAAUAUAUACACUUAAAUUCUCUGUCAAUCCUGUCUUUGAUGAGCUGUGAACAUCCUUCCGAAAUCUAGAAUGUCGAGAGCUCAUUUUUUAGCAGAGGAUAGGGAAGAGCCUGUACUAGGCAUAUACAUGUAAGGUGUGUAGCACCAUCCAGUGUCUUCACAAGCAAUUUCUGGUAUGCCAUUUUCAAAUAUGUAAUCAGCUUACAGUAAGAUGCGGUGAUUAGCACAUGAUGGGGCCCUUGAGAGCAUAAAAUUUGACGUUGCAAUCUCUUUGGAUGCAUAAAGAUCUCUCAUUUUCAUCCUUAUGGAAGAACAUUUUAUUGA
This is a messenger RNA of Neltuma alba, 3306 nucleotides long. RefSeq lists its product as uncharacterized. Gene Ontology annotation, cellular component: nucleus. The coding region runs from base 58 to 2769 and encodes 903 amino acids. Gene Ontology annotation, molecular function: zinc ion binding. The transcript is spliced from 7 exons. The record is from RefSeq and is a predicted model, not a curated record. Lineage: Eukaryota; Viridiplantae; Streptophyta; Magnoliopsida; Fabales; Fabaceae.